CUUUCAAGACUUUUCCUCUCUGUAAACAUUUUUUCAAAGAACGAAAGAGAAACUAGCUAGAAAAAGAUCGAGGUUCCAUCAUGGUUAGAUCAGAAAUCGUAAGACGGAGAUUCUUAUCUAGAGCUGAAAUGGCGCCGGCGCCGGUUAUUUCUCGCCGGACAUGUUCAAUGUCUCCGACACUAGAGACCAUUUUCGAAGAAAGGUCCGACGAUAGUUUUAAUCAUCAAGAUCCACACUACAGCAGAGUCAUCGCCGUAGGACAAGGACAUCGUUUGCUUCUUCUUGUCCCAGCAAUCAUAUCCGCUGUAUCUUGUGUUUUGUUGUGUAGACAAGAUCGUGUUGUUCGAUUUUCUUGAACAUAUACAUAUAUACAUAUGUAUUUUAAUAUAACUAUAUGUAUUAGCAGAAGAGUUUUCUAUAAACUUAUGUCUUUGUUUCAAUCCAUAGUGUUAAUUUGUU
Capsella rubella is the source of this 459-nucleotide messenger RNA. RefSeq lists its product as uncharacterized. The coding region runs from base 81 to 356 and encodes 91 amino acids. The transcript has a single exon. The record is from RefSeq and is a predicted model, not a curated record. NCBI's taxonomy places the organism in Eukaryota, Viridiplantae, Streptophyta, Magnoliopsida, Brassicales, Brassicaceae.